UCACUUCCUUUCAAAACCAAGAGCUCUGCGCGCUCGUCGUGAGCGAUACGAGCCGCUGUGACAGGAAAUAACCUCGAUGAUGGAAAGUUCUUCUUUUCAGCCAAGUGUGAGGAGGACAACGAUGAAGAUGGCAUCGGUUUCUGUCGUCUCGGCGUUUCUGCUCUGCUGCUCCGCCGUCGCCUCCCAAGGUUGUGACCGGACUCUUGCAGAGGGCCAAAGCUUCAGUGUUCCUCUGGAUACCAAAGGAAAAUCUAUUGAGACUCUUAAGUGGAAAUUUAAUGGCACCAUAAUAAUUUAUAAAAAACCAGAAAGGUUCAUUAUUGGUAAGGCUGAUGAUAUUACUGUAGAUGGAUCCCUCAAACUGACAAAUCUGAAGAAGAACCAAUCAGGACUUUAUAUUCCUGAGAUUUUUGAUAAAAAUGGAAAAUCACAGACCCUGAAGAGCACACACCUAUGUGUACUGGAUCCUGUGAAGAAGCCUAAACUAACUGCAACGUGUCAGGAUGAAAAAGUAAAGUUUGUAUGCAAUCUUGGCAUCCCAGGCCUCCCAGAUGAAUUGUGGGGAAUAAGUAUCUGGGUCUUUGUAGGUGGUGGAGGAGGUAUUGUUAUUUUGCUGAUCAUCACUGCCGUUGUUUGCUGCGUCCAAACUAAGAGAACAAGGAAACUACGCCUAAAAGAUGAGGAGGAGCUCCGUUUGGAGUGGACCAACACCAGUCACCAUCCCAAUCAUCCGCCUCUUCCUAACCAUCCUCCUCCUCAUCAUCCCAACCGUCACCAUCAUCAUCAGCACCAGCAGCAGCAGCAGCAGCAGCAGCAGCAAGAGCAGCAACAGGCACCGGGCAACACCGGCCCUCGACAGAGCCGCACCAAGCAAAACCGCCAACCUCGAGCCCGAGCCCCUGAACCCAACAGCCAACCUCAGCCCAGCCCCCGAAGAACCGGGCAGGCACAGAAACCUGCCAGUGACGCCGAUGACGAGCAGCCUCCUCCUCUUCCUCAGCCCAGGAAGAAAGGAAACAAACCUCAACUAGAUUAAAAAUCAUCUGAGAUAAAGUUAGACACAGAAGUUUUAUUCCUCCUGAUUUUCUGGGCUGCUCCACUUUAAUGUUCAUUUUGUGUGUGUGUGUGUGUGUGUGUGUUCAAACUAAAAAAACUUCAGCCCAUGCAGAUUAACAAACUACAACCUGCGAUAUCGUUGAAAAGCUUUAACGCUGAACUCAAACUAAACAUGUUCAAACUCUUUCUGACUUCUGUUAAAAUGCCACUUUUGAUAUUGAUAUAUUGAUGGGAUCUCCUACAGUUAGUGCUGUUUUCAUACAGCAUGUAAAGUAAUGACUCAUCGAGACUAAAAAUGUCCUUUUAGUGUGUGGUUACUAAGACCACACAUUGCCAAGUAUCAGUAUUCUCUCUUUAAUGAGAAAAUACCGAGAUAUAUGCACUGAAAGACAAACUUAAAUCUCCGAGCCUUCGAUUUCAGAACUUGAUCUGAACUUGAUCAAAUUCAGUCUUGAAUUUGAAAACAACAGCAGUUUGGAUUGAUCUGACUGAAAAAUAACGCUGAUGGGAUUUUCUUUUUACAUAAUUAAAAUCUGUGUGGCUGAUCAUGUCGUUUUUGUUUGUUUUGUUUAAAUGUUUCAAACCCAGGAGAAUCUCAUGCUGGCCUAUAUCUAUGUAUAUUUUUUACUUUUUCUAUUUUCUAAGCGAAAAUGAAAACAGGACUUGCUAGGCACAGAUCGAAGUGGGAGAUGUAUUCUGUGGACACAUUUUUCAGUUGCUGCAUCAAACUAUUUGAGAGUUUCUUUGUAUGUGUGUAAAAAAAAAAGAAAUGUUGUCAUGUAACUAAUGAAUUCUGUUUACUUUAAGACAAACUCCUCUCAGUCCAAAAAAAUACUAACACGGAGCGCAUCGUGUGUUUAAUUUGCAAAUGGUGGUCAACAGUAGAGACAGGCGGCUAAAAUCACUCAAUGGUAUGUGAAAAUUUGGAAGUGUCAACUUUUAAAAAAACAAAAAAAACAAAACCCUUUAUCAUUUUUUUCUCUUUUUUUUACCAUAUAUUCUAGGAAAGCAAAUGUUGCAUUUGAAAACUUGCGAUGCGUUUCUUGUUUCGAGGAAAUUGUUCUGGGAUGCCUGGAGGAUCCAUCUUAUUGGUGCGCUUCCAUUUAGCCAAACUAUCUAACUUUAGUUUAACUUUGUCUUUGUCUGCUUCUGUUUUCUAUUUAAAUGCCGCUUGUGGUGCACAUUAAGGUACGUUAAGGUUGUUCCGAAUUUUCCCAAGUGAUUAUCUGGUGAUAAAGGCAAGUGACCUUUUUUGUAUUUUUGUUAUAUACAAAAAACAAAAGGAUCUCAACCUCCAUUAUUUAUCUUUAUUGUCUUUGUUCCAUCAUUGCAAUGCUGUAAUGUUUUGUUCUCUUUGUAACUUUAAAAGUACAAAAAUAAAUAAAAAAAUAUGUAGCAUGGUA
This is a messenger RNA of Xiphophorus couchianus (Monterrey platyfish), 2459 nucleotides long. RefSeq lists its product as uncharacterized. The coding region runs from base 77 to 1036 and encodes 319 amino acids. The record is from RefSeq and is a predicted model, not a curated record. Gene Ontology annotation, cellular component: membrane. The transcript is spliced from 7 exons. NCBI's taxonomy places the organism in Eukaryota, Metazoa, Chordata, Actinopteri, Cyprinodontiformes, Poeciliidae.